This is a messenger RNA of Scleropages formosus (Asian bonytongue), 3761 nucleotides long. RefSeq names its product integrator complex subunit 10 (gene ints10). Bases 379 to 2601 code for a protein of 740 amino acids. Gene Ontology annotation, biological process: snRNA processing. The transcript has 18 exons. Gene Ontology annotation, cellular component: integrator complex. The record is from RefSeq and is a predicted model, not a curated record. NCBI's taxonomy places the organism in Eukaryota, Metazoa, Chordata, Actinopteri, Osteoglossiformes, Osteoglossidae.
GACGUCAUGCCCGCUUCAUUUUCCAGCGACGCGUAGCUCAGGAGUAAGAGUAACAGGAGAAAAUUACUCUGUUUCUGUGAUGAUUAUACGACGCAUUUAAAUUAAAUGAAUAUUGAUACGUUAGGAUAUAGCAGUCUUGGGGAAAUAUAGUUCAUAUGCACGGCGCUGAGUUGUGAAAGUGAGGGACGGACAAGGGGGCGCUUGGCGUUCUUGCAGCGCAGGCCAGGGACUCCUGGACUGGACUCAGUGGACAUCCACUGUGUUGCAGCUGUCUGACUCUGAGCUUGCUUGGUCAAGUUGGUGGGCGAUGUGUGUGUGAACGCAGACUGACGCUGUAUAAACACACGUGUCCGUCGGCGAGGAGUGUGUACAGGCAACAUGUCUGCUCAGGGGGACUGCGAGUUUCUGGUGAAGAAGGCCAGGGAGCUCGUGUCUGAAGACCCCUGGGCGGCAAAAGCGUGGCUCAUCACCGCCCGGACCCUAUACCCCUCCGACUUCAACAUACAGUACGAGAUGUACACCAUCGAGCGCAAUGCCGAGAGGACUGCCUCGGCCGGGAGGCUCCUGUAUGACAUGUUUGUGAACUUCCCCGAUCAGCCUGUGGUGUGGAGGGAGAUCUCUGUGAUCACUGCAGCUCUGCGCAGCGACUGUCAGGACAAACACGCGCAAUUCCUGCGGGGCCUGUUUGAGACGCUGCCCGGACGUGUGCAGUGCGAGAUGCUCCUCAAGGCCACGGAGCAGUGUUUCAACACAGUGGAGAAGGCUGAGAUGCUGCUGUUGCUGCUCAGGCGGUUCCCUGAAUCUGUUGUCCAGCAUGGGGUGAGUCUGGGGGAGACUCUCCUGGAGGCUGAAAGCAUCGAGGACCUGGACACACCAGUCAACUGCUUUAGGAAGCUCUUUGUGUGUGACGUCCUGCCUCUCAUCAUCAACACCUCCGACAUGCGUCUGCCACCCAGCCUGAUGUACAAGUACAUGCACAAGGCAGCAGAGUUCUACAUUGCCUAUGUCACACGUGGACCCUCUGCGGACGGCCAGCUGCCAGGCUCUCAAGAGGCUGUUGGACUGAAGUCCCCCAGCGCCCACCGGGGAUCACAGCGCUACGUGAUUGACGGGCUGACGGAGAAAUCCUCCCUGGUGUCGGACCCUUGGGAACGCCUGCUGGACAUUCUGGCUGUGGUUGGGGCCCUCUGCGAGUGGCAGGGUGACAAAGCAAGCAGGAGCUACCCUGAGAUCCUGCAGCGUAUGAAGAAAUUGUGCCGCUACCUGCCUAGCCUGGAGGGUGAGACGUUGUCACGCUGCCGCAGUCAGGUGGUCACCUGCGCUGCCCUCGUGCUGUUCCGCAGCGCGUACCUCUAUGUGAGCACCGUGCAGCCAUCCCUCUUCCAGGCUCACUGCUCCCCCGGGACGGGCCCUUGGAUCCUGGUUGAAGACCUGUCCUCUGUGUACAGCGAGGUGGACCUAGAGAAGAGCGCUAAGCAUGCGCACAAAAAGUGCAAGCUGGCUGACAGCCGGGAGAAGACCGUGGUGAGGAGCUCGGAUGACGAGGAAGGCCUUGGGAAGGGCCGCAACCGUCAUAUAGUGCUGAGCAAGGCGGACGUGCCAGGCUGGGCGGAGACGCUGGACAGCUUCAGGACGGCGCGCGAGAGCUGGGACCUGCUGCACUCACACGAGGCCCUGGAAUCUGAGUUCAGCAAAAUCUGCUCUUCCUGGAAGACUGACACCUGGCUGUGGCUCCGGAUCUUCCUCACGGACAUGAUCAUCUACCAGGGUCACUAUAGGAAGGCCUUGACCAGCCUACAUCAGAUGGCUGCCUUCCAGCCCCUCCAGCAGGGGCCAAUGGUCCCCCAAGGUAGUCUGGAGCACCAGCGUGCCCUUAUCCAGCUGGCCUCAUGCCACUAUGCCCUGGGGGAGUAUCGGUUGGCCUGUGAGAAGUUACUGGAGGUGGUGUGCACACUAACUCCCCAAGCCCAUGACCCCUCCCGGACCCCUGAGGAGCUCACCCGCAGCACACGCACUAAGUUUCGGAAAGGCAGUGACCUGCGACUCCUGCCCUGCACCACCAAGGCCGUCCUACCCUUCUGCCUGCAGCUGAUGCUGGCCUGCUUCAAGCUGCGGGCUUUCAUGGACAACAGGGAUGAUCUCGCUCUUGGUCAUGUAAUUGUUCUCCUGCAACAUGAUUGGCCUCUGGGAGAAGCCCUCUUCCUUAAGGCUAUAGAUAAAAUCUGCCAGCAGGGGAGCUUCCAGUAUGAGAAUUUCUUCAACUAUGUCACCAACAUUGACAUGCUGGAGGAGUUUGCCUACCUGCGCACCACAGAAGGGGGCAGAGUCCAGCUGGAGCUGCUGCCCAACCAAGGAAUGCUCAUCAAGAACCCUAGCCCUUCCCUGGGCCUGGUAUCCCAGGAGUUUAGUACCCUGCUGCUUCCAGGGGCACAGAGCGCUGAAAGGCAUCACACUGUGACCCGCGGCAUCACCAAGGGCGUCAAAGAAGACUUCCGGCUGGCCAUGGAGCGACAGGUGGCGCGCUGCGGGGAGAACCUGCUCAGUGUGCUGCACCGCUUCUGCAUCAACGAGAGGGUCAUCUUGGUCCAGUCGCUGCCCUGAUCCCAGAGGUCAUCGCUGCAACUUCUUCGUGGGCCUACUUUGUCCCCCUCCCAACCACCCACUUAGAUCCUUCUGCUUUUAGGGGAAAAAGGAAUUUAACAGUUUUCUCAUGUGUUCCAGAAAGUGCCGUAACUUCUGGGAAAUACAGACAGGUCUUUAUUAACUAGGGGAAAAACAUCUAAGACUAAUGUUGUGGGCUGGCUGGGGACCGAGUUUGAUAUCUUUGCCUUAAUCCGACGCAUUUAGGAUUAAACGAACGUAAUGAAGAUGUCUUAUUUUUUUAUGUAUUUAUCAGACUUUCACGUGUUGCCCGUAAGUGGUUUUUUCCUUCAUAUUUUCAGUGGCAGAAUUUUGUAAAAUAGACAAGAUUGAUUUGUGUCAUACAUGUUAAGACAGGUUGUUGUGGAAGUGUAUCUUGUUUUUAUUUGAAUCUGCAGUUUGUAAGAGCAGUAACGAAGGGCUAAGGACAAAACGUGGCCAUUUGCGAUGGACCUCGCACUGACAGAGUGGAAUAAUGCACUGACACAUAGCUCAUGUGAUGGUUUGCAUUGUAAUAUUUUAAUGUAAAUCAACUGAGCCGAUCAAGGAAUGAAAUAACUCCGUUAUUACUUCUCGUACGGAUGUCCUGUGUGCAUUUCACACAGUAGGUCCAUCCAGUCCAUUUGGGGCUCCUGUUGGACCUGGUCCAGUAAGUUUUUAUUUGUUAGACACUGAAUCAAGUUUCAACUUGCUGUCAUGAUGGUACCUAUUUUUACUACUCCUCUGAGCUCUUAGUGGUAUAAGAGUAUCUGUUGGACUUUUCUCCCUUGGGACAACAGGCUGAAUGUCCCUUCUGUCUGCGCUUAUGGGCUUGGUGUAAAACAGGUCUCCUCUGUCCAAGUUAUAGAUUUUCCUUCAAAGUACUUCACUCUCACCACCAUUGACUGCUUUACUGGCAGUGUUUCGCUGCAUUUUUUUCUCCGUUUAAUUAAUUUCACUUCUUUUUUCCCCGGAGUUGGAGUUUUGAAUAUUGUCAAUUUUCUGCAUUCCAAGUAGCUGGAAACCGAUGACCUCUUCUGUGCCUCCUUGAAUAAAUAAAUUCUAGACAUGAUGAGUCAGUGUCAAAAGAUUUGUGCCUUAAUUGUGUUAUCGAGAUUACUCUGUGAGCGGAAAAGAAUUCC